This is a messenger RNA of Phalaenopsis equestris, 522 nucleotides long. RefSeq names its product F-box protein At1g47056-like. The record is from RefSeq and is a predicted model, not a curated record. The transcript has a single exon. Gene Ontology annotation, cellular component: SCF ubiquitin ligase complex. The annotation marks the transcript as partial. Gene Ontology annotation, biological process: SCF-dependent proteasomal ubiquitin-dependent protein catabolic process. Lineage: Eukaryota; Viridiplantae; Streptophyta; Magnoliopsida; Asparagales; Orchidaceae.
UUGAUUGGGGUUAAUCCCACUUCUCUCAGCCUCGGACUUAUUGGAAGUAAUUGUAGAAAUUUAGAAAGAUUGGCUCUUUGUGGAAGUGAGACUUUUGGUGAUAAGGAAAUUUCUUGUAUUGCUGCGAAGUGCAUGGCUUUAAAGAAGCUUUGUAUUAAGGGUUGCCCUGUUUCUGAUCAAGGGAUGGAAGCUCUGGCUGAUGGAUGUCCUAACCUAGUUAAGAUUAAAGUAAAGAAAUGCAGGGCUGUUACUCCACAUGUGGCUGAUUGGUUGAGGUCUACCAGAGCUUCAUUGGCCGUGAAUUUGGACAACAUCAAUCAGGUUGAACUGCAGGAGGCAUGCAUGAGUGAGAGUGGCAUGAUGGAUAAUGGUGUAGAGGAGAUUCCAGUUUUGGUUGAUCCAUUUUCCUCACUGGAUGUUCCCUCAAGCAGCAGUGGUAGGACAGGGCAUUGGAAGAGGAUAGGUUUUAUUGCUGGAAGGAAUUUCUUUGCGCCUACUUUUAGGAGAUUUUUUCAUGGUAAC